GCGGUACCGGGGGCGGUACCGGGGGCGGUACCGGGGGAGGUACCGGGGGAGGCACCGGCGGCACCAUCGCGCUCCCGCGGGCCGGCACCGGGCACACGAUGCGUCCCCAAAUCCCCCGGGCCGGCGGCCCCGCGGCGCCGCUGCUGCUCGCCACCCUGCUCGCCACCCUGCUCGCCACCGCGCUCGCCGGUGAGGUGCUGCCCAGCGCCCGCGGCAGGAAGAAGGUGGUUCAUGUGAUGGAGGGUGACAGCGGUGCCGUGGUGGUGCAGACCGCUCCGGGCAAGGUGGUGACCCACCGCGGCGGCACCAUCAUCCUGCCCUGCCGCUACCACUACGACAUCUCCGCGCACGACCCGGCCGAGAUCCGCCUCAAGUGGACCAAAGUGACCGAGCCCAUGGAUUUCGUGGACGUGUUCGUGGCGCUGGGCAAAGCCCGGCGGGCGUUCGGCUCCUACCGGGGCCGCACGGCGCUGCAGGAGGACGGCGCGGGCGACGCCUCCCUCAUCAUCCGCAACGUCACCCUGCAGGACUACGGGCGCUACGAGUGCGAGGUGACCAACGAGCUCGAGGAUGACACCGGAGUGGUCAAACUGGACCUGGAAGGGGUGAUUUUCCCGUACCACCCGCGCUUGGGGCGCUACACCCUGAACUUCCACGAGGCUCAGCAGGCGUGCCUGGAGCAGGACGGGAUCCUGGCGUCGCACGAUCAGCUGCACCAGGCGUGGCUGGAGGGGCUGGACUGGUGCAACGCGGGCUGGCUGCAGGACGGCUCGGUGCAGUACCCGAUCUCCCGGCCCCGCGAGCGCUGCGGCCGCAAGGACACGCCCGUGGGAGUCCGGAAUUACGGCUUCAGGCACAAGGAGAGCGAGCAUUAUGAUGCCUUCUGCUUCACCUCCAACCUCAACGGCAAAGUCUAUUUCCUGAAAACCUUCCGCAAGCUGAGCUACCCGGAGGCGGUGCAGGCGUGCAAGAACAACGGGGCCGCGGUGGCCAAGGUGGGGCAGCUGUACGCGGCCUGGAAGAUCCAGCUGCUGGACCGCUGCGAGGCGGGCUGGCUGGAGGACGGCAGCAUCCGCUACCCCAUCGUCAACCCCCGCGCCCGCUGCGGCGGCCGCGAGCCCGGCGUGCGCAACCUCGGCUUCCCCGACAAGAAGUACAAGCUCUUCGGCGUUUAUUGCUUUAAAAAAGCCGGAGGAGCCGCGCCCGUGGUGGGUGGGGGGCUCCCCAAGCGCGUGUGAGGGCGGCACCCCCGGGUUUGGUCGGGGGUUGGUUUUUUUUUUUCUCUCUCCUCCUGUGCUGUGCGGGGAGCUGCGGGCGGCUCCUGGCUGCGGAG
This is a messenger RNA of Oenanthe melanoleuca, 1333 nucleotides long. It is a transcript of the gene HAPLN4, whose product is annotated as hyaluronan and proteoglycan link protein 4. The record is from RefSeq and is a predicted model, not a curated record. Gene Ontology annotation, biological process: cell adhesion. The transcript is spliced from 5 exons. The coding region runs from base 99 to 1238 and encodes 379 amino acids. Gene Ontology annotation, molecular function: hyaluronic acid binding. NCBI's taxonomy places the organism in Eukaryota, Metazoa, Chordata, Aves, Passeriformes, Muscicapidae.